AUGACUGUUAAGCCAAACAGAUGGUUAAAGAUAAAGAAAGUCCGGAAAGAUGAUGCUGGCCUAUACACCUGUGUUGUCACGAACAAGUGUGGCGAGAAGAGUUCUGUUUCGAUGCACCUUUAUGUACGCGAACGUAAGUACCUUAUCAUAGUCAGAUCACUAAAUGGACAGACAAUCUUAUGCCUCUUGUUUUGGGGCAAAUACAGGUGUGAUCUUUAUUCAGACACUAAAUUAACCUUUUAAGCCCUAAGCGUGAUCAGCAUCAAAUUUCUCCUUGUAAUAUCAAUGCUUAUUGAAACAGAGUGGUCAUGAGAAUUACAGACAUCAUUACACAAGAUGAAUGUGCUUUAUAUAUUUUCAACUACCCCUCUACUUCUGUAGGAAAUGAAUAGGGGCUAUUCAUAUAAGAGUUCAAAUUUUGAUCUUAGGGUUUAAAGCGUUAAGAGGAAGCUAUAAAAAGAAGUGAUCUUUCCGUUCUUAGUCGUCUUACCCCGAUCUGGCUGCCAUCGAAAAAAGGAAACGGUGGUGUUGGGGUUGGCGGGGGGGGGGGGGGGUGUGGGGGGGGAAUUUUUUUUAAACGGCCCCUUUUUUUUUUUUUUUAUAAUUUUUUUUUGGAAUUUACUCCCUCGGAUAAUUUUUUUUUGUUUUUUUUUAGUUGUCUUUACACGGUACGGGGGGGAGAUUUUUAUAGAUAUGAUAGGUGAAAUGCUAUAUUAAAAAUUAAUUAGUAUUUUUUUUAACAGGAUAAAAGUAUAAGAUAAUGAAAAAAUGAAGGAUUUUGCUUUCCGGGUCCCGCGCUCCUCACCGGCCUUGUACGCCGUGUUAAAUAGGGGGUUGGGGGGUGGGGGGGGGGGGGGGGGGGGGGGCGGGUGUUGGGAGCGCAAUUUAAUUUAACAGUCCCUCUUUAUCUUUGUGUAAUAAUUUGUUUUACGAAUUAACUCACUGCGAUAAUUUUUCUUGGUUUGCUUUAAUAGUGCCUACACGCGAUCCGAGCAGGAAUUUAACGCCAGGUAAGAUUGAGGUGUUAGAGCACAGUUUUCCUUGAUUUGAGAUCUUAAGCGUGGAAAGAAACUUGACGAAUAAACUCUUAUGGAAUGUUUUUGUAAUAUAUUAAACACGAGGAGUGUUACCUCUGAUAUCCAAACAGAAAGAAAUGAAUCCGUUUAUGCGUACCAUACAUUCACCCGCAUGAUAGUGGAACCAGUUUUAAAUGGCACGCUUAUGAAGACAAUGGGCUUAAAGAAAGGAGGCCCGGAACCAAUAAUUAUACUGGGGUUUUGGACGGCCGGAAAAUUCGAAAAUUCUCGGAAAAUCCGAACGCUCGCCGUUAGUGUUGAGGCUCUCGGCGUCACACCUAUCUGCCAUUUGGUUUUAACGGAAGUGGAGACUCAGAUUUUAAAUGGAAGUGCCCAAGUGCGACUUGCAGGUGAAUUUAAUUUGUCGUUUUAAGGAUAACAGAUUCAAACGGUCGAUGCAAAAUCUGUUUAUAUUCCGCUGCGCUCACUUACGAGAUAACAACUUUGUUAAACACUUUUAGAUAAUUUCGUGCCCAUGUAUCAAGCAAAUUACCUAUGUAUUUUCCUAUUUUCAAACUGCCUUCACAGGGAUAACUAUCUCUGUUUUCUUAUCAUUUAAGAGUAUUUAGGAAACAGAUGUCAACUACAAUCGAACCUCCACGUGCGAUCACCUCCCAUAAGCGACCUCCUAUCUAUAUAAACUGACACCAAAACUUUCCCAGUGAAAGCCUUUAGUUGGAACCUCUCGUCAUAGACCACGUCCUGUAAGCGACCACGACAUCUUUUCGGGGCUUACGGUUGAAUAAUUUUCCAUUGUUUUUAACCUCCUUUGAGCGACCAUUUGACGCAUGAUCUGAUCUCUAUAGUAUGUUUGCUAUGAGCACCUCUCGUAAGCGACCACUGAGUCUUCGCAUUUUGGAUAGCCGCUUACGGGAGGUUUGAGUGUAUCGUCCUUGUCUUUUUGCAGCUGCUCCAAGGUUUACGGUACUGAAACGCAGGCUUCAACAAAAGCUGAUAGCCCUACCGGUCGGAAACUCGGUAAAACUUGACUGUUCCGCCGAUGGAUACCCUAAACCCAGGGUUGCAUGGUACAAGAAUGGAAAACCGUUUACUGAGAGAAAAGGUAGCUUUCUGUACUUGGAUUGGGAUUCAUAUGUGGUGGCUUUGAAGGAUGUGGUUCCGUCAGAUACUGGGAAAUACAGCUGUAAUGUCAGUAACCGUCUGGGUUGGAUAAAUCAUACAUACUACGUUGAUGUGCACGGUAAGGUCAUUGAUAUAAAACGCCUGGAAAAUGUAGUCUACGUCGCAGACGUAAGCUAACCUCGGUUAGUAACGUCUGCGAGGCAGUUCUGCGCCCCUAGUGGACUCAACGAAGUACCGGAAGUACGUUUCGAAUUCCCUUUCAUCUUAAUUGGCAAAUCGACAAUGGCAUUUUUAACAGGCCAAUCAUGGCGCAUACUCAAAUCCCAGUACACAGGUGGGGCCCAGAACAAGGAUAUCAGCGCUAUUUCACAAACGGGCUUCACCAGAAGUUUAGUUCCGUGUGUGGCGCAGGCUAGGAAAAUGAUGAAAGAGACUUUGGUUAAUUAUUUGUUAACCUCUCUAUUCCAUUCAGCUUAGCUCUUCAUUUCUUGUUGGAAUUAGAAUUGGCCAGAGAAGUUUCAAAUUUUAAGGCUGCUUGUUGGGUUCAAAGUGGUGUCAAGUUAAUAGAGAAAAUAGUGUUCUGGGGACUGGAAAUAAAAGUAUCCCUCAGUAAAGUAACAAUUCUGGGCAAUCGUUUCGAAGAGACACUCACUGUUGCUUACGCACAGACUUCUCCUGUUUCCUAGCCCUUUCUGUUUCAGUCAGCCUAGUUGGAGAUAUUUCAAGUUGUAAAGUCCCUGGAGACUGAAACUACAAAUUUAUCCCUGAAUGCCAACGCAGAACUUUGACAAUUCUUUCCGUAGCUUACAUACAGACGUCCCCUGUUUUAGGUAAUAGGCUGAUUUAGCAGCCGUAGGGGAACGUUAGUUGACGACAUGCGCGGGCAAAUCAAACAACUGGCUUGACUAUUUGAUUGGUACGUUUCGAUUCGUCUUUACUCACAGGUUUUUCAAUCUUCUUUUAUAAUAUCGGCGUAUCUGUUUUCUUCCUUCUUAGAACGAGUUCGUGCUAAGCCAGUGGUCCUUCCGAUGUCAAACGCUACAGUUUUUGUCGGCGAAAACGCGACUUUGAUAUGCAGGGCAUACAGUGACGCCAUGCCUCAUUUCCAGUGGCUCCGUUGGUUUCCUUUCCAUUCCAACAGCUCUGGUAAUGACACUGGUAGCAAGUAUGAAGUCAUACAGCGGAACCAGCAACAUUCCAUCAAUUACUACAGCAGGGGCAACAACAAGCACGAAUUCCAUGGAGUCACUUUAACUUUGGUCAACGUUACAAAGAAAGAAGAAGGAAGGUAUACGUGCAUUGUGGGGAAUGCAAUCGGUUAUUCUGUAACGCACGCUGACAUCAUCGUUCAAGAAAAACUGGGUAAGAUAGGUUCAAUGCUAAAAUGAAUACAUACCCUAAGUUAGUUCAAUGUUGUUGAUUUGAUAAUUAUAUUACCUAUAUUUACCUUCUUCUUAGUAUUCUUGUCAUUUAUGUACUCAAAUCACUUCGAAUUGUUUGUAAAUGGGUGUACUGAAUGUAAUUAAUAAGCCCCAUGGUUUUCUAUAGAGGCUGCACUGCCACCAGAAAUUUGUCAUUUUUUUUUCUUGGUGUUAAUGUCAUAAAUAAAUAAAGUAUAAGAUAUGGUUCCUACUUGUAAUGAAUCAUCCAACAAAAAAUAACGCUUUCAAGGUUAUGUUAGACUUAAUGGACAUAAAACCUGAAAGAAAAAAAAUGUAAUACACGCCAUGUUUUACUAUAUGCCUUCCCAACCGCUUCUGGUCGAAAUCGAAGUUAUCGUCCUACUCAUAUUCCAGGAAUUGAGGUAUCAAAGAAAAUUGCCAAAGUGAAGAAAUACUUAAACAAUUAAAUCUAAUGAACAGCACACGGCAGGAGGUAAACGAUGCAGAUGGCUAUUUUCAAGCGUGGCCUUGCGUUUAAAUCGUGACGUUUAAAAGUGAAAAACAACUCCAGUUGGUGAUCUCAGCGGCUUUAAACCAGACCUGCUUUCAAAGUGUGUUUUGCCUGCUAAGCGCCUUAUAGAGGGCGCUUCCGCGGAGGGGAAUUUACACACUUUGAUUCUGCGAUUAUUUUUUUUGCUUGGGGAAGACAGCAUGGCCGAGCUGUAAGUGCGUUGGACUUAUAAUCCGGAGUUCCUGAGUUCAAGUCCAGCCCUGAGUGCUAACUUGAUUUGCUCUGACUCGUUAGUCCCGUUUUCAAAUCCAAGCCUUCCUUUGUAAAAUAACCAAGUGCGGUUCGCCUUCUACCAGCUGUCCUGGGAUUCUUAACUUUGCUUUGUUUCAUUUGAAGUAUUUGUUUCAUUAUUCCUGGAGUGCUCCACAAAGGGAGAAGAUAAUUUAUUAUUUAAAUUGAAUUUAAAUUUUAACGCGCUGUAGCCUAUGUUCUCUGCUGAUAAGCAUGUAUUUGAUUUCAGAAACAACUGCGUCACCACCCGAAACAAAUGCGACCUUUUGGCAAGAUACAAAUGAAAAUCUUCGCCCAGCUGACGAAUCACCAAGACCUUUAUUAUCAUCAUCGUCAUCGAAGCGAAAAAUUCUUAUUGCAGUGUUGGUUGCUGCUAGCGUCGUGUUUAUAGUGCUGUUUGGGGUUGGCUUUUAUCUUUACCGGCGGAAGAUGAGAUUAGCAAAAGAAGCUAAAUACGGUCUCGUUAACAGUCCCAAGCCAAAUGAAAUCGCUGUGGAAUACAGGGCUCAUGACCCGUCCGUUGGCGGCUCCCUAUCUUCUUGCGGAUCAACCGCUCCACUGAUGCGGCAGCGAAGUCUACGCUCUAGACUGGGUUCUAACCUCACUCAGGUGUCCGAAGUGGAAAUGCCUCUGGACGAAAAAUGGGAGAUCGACAGAGAGAUAAUCAGCCUACAGGAAGUUCUUGGAGAGGGCGCGUUUGGCAGAGUCAUGAAGGCUGAGGUGUUAGGAAUGCCCAAUAUGCCCUUCAGAUUCAAUGUAGCGGUUAAAAUGCUUAAAGGUAAGUUUUGUAUUCUAGUAAUCACUGGAAAAUACACUUCCGCUUUCAUUGCGAGUUUUCUUAUGAUGAUCUUGUUAUAGAAUACGGCUUCUUUAAUUCUGUCCAAUACAACGAACGUGCGAUUCCGACAGAGAAUUCCUUUCCCGGCCGCGCGAACGUUCAGAUCGAUUGAACAAUAGUUUGUCCACGCAGAAGGGAGAUUAAUAGAGGUAUUAGGCUAUUGUUAGUCACACAUUCAUUGUAACCAAUGAAAUAGACUUCUGUUGAGCAUUUAGAAUAACAAUGAACGAUGUGACAGACCUAGAAACUUUCACUGUCACGAGAACAAUAGCCAUUUCUUCCGAUGGUCUUAAAAGUGGAGAGAUAUGUACACCCCACUGCAAAAGAGUGAGUUACAAUUUGUUGUUCAAGUUUCACACUGAUAGAAACUACUUGAUACCUUGUUUUAGUGGAGAGAAAAACAACGACAGCAACAAGAACAAAACUAACUGUCAUGCUUAUGCAUAUGUUGAUUUCAGAGGAUGCAACAGACCAGGAACUCACAGAUCUUGUAUCAGAGAUGGAGGUUAUGAAGACCAUUGGAAAACACAAGAACAUUAUCAAUUUGAUCGGAGCCUGCACUCAAGGAGGUUAGUUGACCGAGCAAACAUUUGUUGAUGAAUCAAUUAAAAACUGAAAAAUUGGUUGACUCGUGCUCGUGUGACUGCAAACAAGAUAAAAUCUAUCGUUAUCUGUCUUCUUUAACUCUUUGGCCCUAUAUAAGAACCUGUGUAUGGCAAAGACCUCAAAGCACCAUUAUUAAAUUCUGCUUUCUUUUUCUUCAAUCAUAGUUGUUAGUUUGGUUUGGGUACGUGCAUGUUGGUCUUUUGGACUACUGUACAACGUAACGUUCCAGACCGCUUUAACAUGAAAUAUUCAGAAACUAUCCAGUGCCAGUUCACAAAAUUAGACGUUCUUUUUAAAAGUACAGUCAAACCUCCAUGUGAGACCACCUCUCGUAAGCGACCAACCUCCCAUAAGCGACCAUCUAUCCAAAACACAUAAAAUUUCCAAGUCAAAGCCUUACAGUUGGAACCUCUAAUAAACGACGACCUCUGGCAAGUUACUGCGACCCCUUUCAGGGUGACGGUUUCAUAAAUUUCCAUUGUUUCCAGCCUCUAGUAAGAAACCACUGGACGUAGUGAUAUCCAUACUCGCUCUACUACAAGUACCCCGCUAUAGCAAGUAACUUACAAAAUUGCGUGCAAUAAGUUCUCUUCUUGCAAAAAGUAGAUAAUGUCUGGACCGCUUCUAAGUGACCUCUAUCUAAAUCUUGGCAUUUUGAGUGGUCGCUUACGGAAGUCUUGACUGUUGUGAAUUUUUAAAACGUUAAACUGUUAUUGUUGCUUUUUCCCUUCAGGUCCACUGUAUGUAGUUGUAGAAUUCGCUCCAAAUGGUAACUUAAGACAGUUCUUGAGGGAAAGGAGGCCAACCAGGGAAUACCCCACAACACUGACGCUAAUGGACCUAGUGUCCUUUUCGUAUCAGGUCUGCAGAGGAAUGGAAUAUCUUUCUUCGAGAAAGGUAUGUGUAAGCAGAUGUAGGAGUUUUUAGAUGACUGUAUGAGCAACGUAUGAUCGAUUUAGUAGGAGCUUCGAAUUAGUUCUGGUUCGAGUUAUUAAGGUAACAUUUUAGGAAAGGUACAUGUCUGAAGAAAAUACAGGAGAAAUCAAUUCUGUUUCGAGUUUGUGCUAGCUUCAACCGAGGCUUGGAAUUUCUGGGUGUUAACUGUUUACAUCAGUGGGGAAUCCAGAUUUUGAGAUAAGAAGUUGGGGCGGGGGAAGAUGGGGGUCCAUGCAUCACGACAGACAUUAUGAUUAUAUAAGCCGGACGCUUUUGAAUUUUCUUCACGGCCUGUGGGCCGAAGAGAGGAUUCAUCGGUUAAGGCCAACGUAAAAUAACAAGUCCUACUUUUUUUUAUUAGUGUAUUCAUCGUGAUCUUGCUGCCAGAAACAUUUUAGUUGGUGACGAUAAUACGAUGAAGAUUGCAGACUUUGGUCUGGCUAGAGAUGUGCAUCAAGUCGAUUAUUACAGAAAAACAACAGACGUAAGUAUUACAUAAUGAUGUUAACUUAAAACGCUCAAGGGUGGUAUCAUUUUUCCCACUAAAGAGGACACAUCUAUUUAAGUUUCACUCGUACUAAUUGCAGUAGGCAAUGAAAUUUCUUAAACUGAAAACAAAAACAUAAUUAUACAUCACCAACAGUAGUAAAAGAGGUUAUGUCACGCUAUUUUCUUUCUUUUUGUUAAAAAAAAAAAAAAACGAAAACGUUUCUUCGCAUCAAUUGAAUUCCAAAAAUAAUGGCUCAGUUUAAGACUAUAUUUGGGCAUUUAAAAUGGGUUUUAGCUAUGCUUGCAUAAAUCACCCCCAAAAAAUUAUUAUGAUUAGUUUUUUUAAUGAUGUUUUGUAUUUCUUCUUCGUAACUCUACAGUAGCAGUUUGUGUAUUGGUAAUAGCGUUAAGUCAUGACUUUGGCACAGAAUUGACCUAAAUCAGCAAUAGAUGAAAGAUGAUUUUUCAAUCAGUGACACACGCGGCUCGAUAGAAAAAACUCGAGUACUACCAAUAGGAGUCGAACCUCAUUCUCGUCCCCAGAGCCUGCUGGUGGCCUGAGAACGAAGACCAGGAGGCUCUGGGGGCACAGGAUUUGAAGUCCUAGAUUUUAGGACUUCCGGUCAUUUCCGGUUCCAAAGUAAGUUGGAGGAUUCUCUUUUAAAAGCGUUGAAUCACCUAAAUUUACAGUAAUCGACACUUCUACAAGAGAAAGUGGACGCUAUUUGAAACGUUUUAGAAAUCAGAAAUGAACGGAAGUCCUAAAAUCUAGGACUUCAAAUCCUGUGUCCCCAGAGCCUCCUAGUCCUCGUGCUCAGGCCCCCAGGAGGCUCUGGGGACAAGAAUGAAUCGAACCUAUGAACAUCUGAUUACCAGUCCAGAUGCUCUACCACUGAGCUACAGAAGAUUCUUUGGAGCUAAGUCACUAAACUAGGUUCAUGUGACAAACAUCCUCCAUAUUGCUAGUACUAGAAUGUCGAUAGGUGCUUGAUGCGCAAUCAUAAAAUGAUAAAGAUGUGGUAGUGAACCUAUGACCUUCUGGUUACUAGUCUAGAUCAAUGCUUUAUCACUAAGCUACAGGAGAUUCGUUUGAGCUAAGGCCACUAAACUAGGUUCAUGUGACAAGCAUCCUGUAUACUGCUAGGACUAGAAUGUCGGUUUGUGCUUAUGCGCAAUGAUAAAGAUGUGAUAGUGAAUUUUGACCUUGCUGAAUACACAAGAAAGAAGAUUUUUCAGUCAGUGACACAGGCUGCUCGGAAGAAAAAAUCCGCGUGACGUAGCUCCUUUAAAGAUUAGAAACUACUUCCCAAACACGGGACAGGGGCUCUCUCCACCGAGCUACUCCUGUAGAGCAAUUCCAUUUACCAAGUUCAUAUACGUCCUACAUGCUGGUAGAAUCAUCAGUGUUCUCAUUUAAAACUGAGGUUUAAAUUUGACCUUUAAACAAAUAUAAUGAUGAUGAUAUACCCAUUAUGUUAAUUUGGUGAUGUUUUUUAAAUUAGGGACGACUACCAGUGAAGUGGAUGGCCCUCGAAGCCCUCUUCGAUCGUGUCUAUACUACGCAAAGUGACGUGUAAGUACUUUGAAUUGUCGCUUGGUAAACUGUGUGGUGAGGCAGAAAACUGUUGUUGUUGUUGUUGUUUUGUUGUAGUGAACCUGUUAUAACCUUUACCCCUUUUAUUCCUACACCAUGUUAUGCCGGGAUGCUUUUUCACUCCAACUUUUCAAGCUGGGUACGAAAUUGUAUAUGUCACUAUUCAAAUAUCAACCUCUCCCAAAACGUUUGCAAAGUAACAUAAUUGAUUUCUUAGGAUUUUACGGCGAGAUAUUUGGAAUUUCUGCGAAAAAACAAAAGCUCAAAAAUUAGGAGUUUGAGAACAAAUCUCAAGCCGUUUUGUUAUUAAAAGUUACUCUUGGGUGAUAAUCUAGAGGCUAAAGCCUACGGGGGAUCAGUUCUCCCAACCUUUGUCCUGUCCUACCUCAGUAGAACUCAUAAAUAAAAACCUCGUUUUCGAAGUACAGUCGACUCUCUCUAAGACUGACACCUCUGGGACCAACUUUAUGUGUCUGUUUAGAGAGAUGCCCGUCUUACAGAAGAGAGUCAACUAAAAGGAGUAAACUAGGGACUAACUCUAGAUGUCCAUUUUAGUGGGGUGUCCGUCUUAUAGAGGUGUCCGUCAAGAGAGAGCUGACUGUAUAAGUAAUAACAAUCUCUGAUAUCCAAGUCAAAAGGUUUUUUUAAACAUGGUUCUUUUUUCUUUCAUCAGGUGGGCCUUUGGUAUACUUGUAUGGGAAAUAGUUACUUUUGGUACGUAUAUUCACGAGCUAAAGAAUAGCUCUAUCAUAUGUCGCAUAAAAAUAAAAAUGUCUUUCACUGCCGAAUCACCAGAAUACCCUCUUCCACUUUCUUUAAUGGUUAAUAGUCACACUUAAUUAACGUUUUUAUUGCGUUUUAUCUGUAAACUGUUACGUCUUUAACUGCCAAAUGCUCUUUUCUAGGAGGGUCACCAUAUCCUGGCGUUCCUUUGGAAAACCUGUUUGAACUUUUAAAAUCUGGAUACCGAAUGGAAAAGCCACUCAGUUGUCCAGAGAACAUGUGAGUAGCCAAUCCGGUUUCAAUUGUCAAUGCAUAAAAGUCUUCUUUUCUACGCUUUUGUGUCUAACGUUCACUUUGAACUUCGGAAUUGCAUUGUAAUUGGCGUAUUUCCUUAAGCGCACAAGCUCUAAUAAGCGUCCUCCCACGGAUUAGCGCCCACCCGUCGGUUUAACCCAGGGCGGAUAAAGGUUGGGCGGUGAAACGAGCGCUCCGCUCUUCAUUUAAUGUGUGAUGCGGAGUAGGACUGGCACGAGCGCUCUUUCCGCGCUUCCGGUGCGCUUGAAGGCCGGCGAAAUUUUCCUUUUUGGAAACCGGAAAUCCUAUUUUCUUUCUGUAAUUUCAGGCUACAGUGUUAAAUAGAUAAAUUCGUUUCAUAACAAUAUCAAUAAACAGUUUCAUAUGUUUGUGUCUGUACGUCUAUAAGUCAAACUUGUUGGUCGUGUAAUGCCAAAAUUUGAGUUUUAUUUGAAAGUGUUGAAUACCUUCCCCUUCCACUAAAUAUCACCUAAUCGUCUUUCACCGUUUCGUUUGCAAAAGCUUAACACUUCUUAACCUCAAUUUUUACAUAUGUUAAAGGGGGAUAAAUUUUAUAUAACAUAACAAAAAAUUAGAUUGAUAUAUAUUGAUAUAGUGGCGUUGCACUUCUUCAAACUUUGCUUCUCGGGUGCAACGCGCCAUGGCGAUUCGCGCAAUGCGUUGCAAAUCCGGCAACCGCAUGUAAACAAAAUCUAUUGAGGUUAGUUGUAAGGUUUUUUCGCCGUUUUUCUCUCUAAAACAAAACAAGGUAAACAGUAAAAACUGAGGGGAAACUAAUUUUGAAGUUUCGAAGUAAGAGAAAGACGUAUGAGAUGUUUUUUUCAAAAUUAAAAAGAAGGAUGAUGGUGAUUGAAAUUAGCAUAAUUUCACCUUGCACGAGCUGCACGCAUUUAUAAAAUACGCGUCAUCUACUGCUGCCUUUUAGUUUUGCCAGGGAUGACAUGGAUGAGAUUUUCCCUUGUGUUUUAGACAGUACUUAGUUGUUUUUGUUUUGGAAUAACAUCGACAUUGGCGAGUAGCAGAACGAAAAUAUAAUUCAGUGGUAGAGUCAUGGAAGUAAUAAAAGAAACCCUUUGAAAGAGAUGUUUGUCUACUCCAACUAAACCUCCCGCAAAAAAUAGCAACAUUUGCCUCUCGGAAGCGUACCAGAGGCGGUACGUAAGCACAGAGGAACGAGGAAGAAGUGCAAGAAAACAAAUCAAGCUGCCAUAAUUCAGUGAGAGCGGCAGUGUCUAAUGAACAAACCACAUCGCAAACCCUGACCGAAGUCGAAAACAAGCGACAUUUCUAAGCAGAGUCCCAGUCCACUGCAUCACACCUUUUUGCUCGGACGCGCUCGUUUCACCGCCCAACCUUUAUCCGCCCUGGUUUAACCAGUGCAAAUAAUAAGCCCUUCCCUCCCCACUUCUUCUUAGAAGAUGAUCUACAUAACGGAGGUAGCCGAAACUGACUAAUCUAAUCCGAAGCUGUCUUCCGAUAGCGAAGUGAACUGUAAAAAAAAACAAAAAAAAAAUUAAAAAAAAAAUAAAUAACGGGGCUCUGUUUUCGUAUUUUCAAAGUUUUUGGUUUUUACCUUAUUUUCUUAGGCAUGAAAUUAUGUUGAAAUGUUGGCAAGAGUUACCGAUGAAAAGACCUACAUUUGAGGAACUGGUCAAAGAGUUCGAUGCCAUGCUUGUGUCACUAUCAGAUAGUGUAAGUAGUAAACUGCUUUUCAUACGUCAAUCGAUCAUUUACGGUUGUGAGUUCAGUAACCUAGCCUUUGAGUGAAUGUGAGGCUGAGCGAGCGUUUAUAUGAGAAAAAGUUUACCCCUUUUCCCGAGCCAAAAGCGCUCGCAUGGUCUAAUUGUCUCGCCUUAACCGAGAUGACCCGGCUGGGCGAGCUAUUGUGCCGGUUUAUAUGGAGAACAGUUGGCCCGGCUUGGAGGGUGUACACCUCGUUUUACGUCUUAACCCACUCCCUUUCAUGUCUUUCAGUGCCGUUUCAACAACAAGAACAUCAUUUAUUGGCAAAAAUAAAAUAGAUUUUCUUCAUGUUCUCACCGCCAAUACGUUUACAAGAUAACCACGCUUUGCUCCGCCAGUCAAUUGACUUAAUUGACCGCCAAUCAAUUAACUUUCCAGUCAGUUAAAAAUAAAUGAAAAUACAGUGUUUUCCGUUAAAACACUGCGUAUGAACCUUUCUUUUUUUACUGGACGGGAAGGCUUCUGGAACGAUGCCCAUGAGAAGUAAUGGCGUCCUGAAAAACAAAGAAACAAACAAAAAACUAACAUUAACUAACAACCGAACAAACUAGCCUCUACUUUCUCCGUUGUUCUUUUGUCCCAAACUUUACAGCGUUGUUGUAUAUUUCACCUGAAUCUGUACUCGUUUCAGGAAUAUAUUGAUCUGGAAGCAUCACUUAUGACUCCAUUGGAACCAUCAACUCCAACAUCAUCAGAACCGCCUUCUACUCCGCGAAACUCAGUAGGAACUGAACAUGAAAUGGAGAGUGAUGAUAGGGACAAUGACAGCGUGUUCGUUGAUAAUACCAACGAUAUUUGGGAAGUCCGUAAUCUUUCGAGACACGCGAGGAAAUCGGAGGGUGGCCGGAACUCCAGAACGUCAUCACUUUUAAAUGGACAAACGGACAGAAAAUGCGCUCGACAUGUAUCGAACCCUGAGAUAGCUGACAAUAAAAAACCAACGCGUGUUACUGCUUUUCGUUCACCAAUACAAAGCGAUGUGUGAAUUUAAAGUAUAGCGAGGUGAUGUCGAAUAUCAUCUGAGCAGCUACGGGAAAUAUGGAGUGACUGAGGGAAUACUUUUGGAGUUGUUUUAGUCAUGUAAUCCGUGACUUCUUUGGCUGCCUCAUUGAUGCCGGCUUGACUUCGUUCAUCAUGGUGUAUUGCAAUGAGGAUUCCACCUGACAUCAAGUACUCUAUAAUACCCGUGAGCCAAAUAAACAAGAAGCCUUACAAUGCAACACCUAAAAUACCUUGGUGAGACCAACGAAAGACUGAAUAAUUCCCUCGGAAAAAAUCUUAUGUUUGAGUCUAGGCCAUAAAAUUUUAUUCUAGUUCUAAUUUUUGGCUUAAUUUUCAUUUUUCCCAGUCUUUAGCUGUUCUGCGUCAGUGAUAUUAACAUCGGAGAAGGCUGUCACCUAUUGAGUUGACUUGAACUGGAAACCACCCCCCAAAGUAUUAAAAAUAUAUUUGUAUAUAGAUAAAGAGGACUUUAAACAAAAAUAUUGGUUAUGGAAAGGAUAUAACUGAUUCAAUGAAGGUUGCUUAGGCAUUGGGCAAUUGCUUAUUAGGAAGCUAUUGUUUGGUGAUCACUCAAGCAAAUCAGUGCUUUGUUCCAUAUGCUCAAAUGCCCAAUUACCGAUGACCAAUUGUCAAAGCAACCUUUUUUGAUUUAGCAGUAUAUCCCAGAUAGGUUUAGGAGAAGAGUACAAAUAAAUUCGUAGUGACAAAGACACUGCUGGUGUUGUUUGGUUUGCUGCUUUUGAGUUAGUCUCCAAGAAACCACUUUCAACCGAAUGUAUUGAAAAAAAUCACUAUUAUGGGG
Messenger RNA from Porites evermanni, 13391 nucleotides. Lineage: Eukaryota; Metazoa; Cnidaria; Anthozoa; Scleractinia; Poritidae. The record is from the annotation of a GenBank genome assembly.